CUCCUACCAGUCCUUUUCUCUACCAUUUCUCUUCUCAAAACCAACAUUUCUUUUUUAAAACUUAAAAUUUUGUUUUUAUAUCCUUAAAUCCAUUAGACCCCACCUCACCUCAUCUCUCUUUUCUUCUUUCUUAACCUCCAUUGUUGUCAUUGGCUACCUCCUCCUUAAAACACCCUAAGAAAAAACCUAAUUCUCUGUGUGUCAUGGGCGUCAACAUGUCGAAUAAUCCACCUUCUUCUCGUACCAAAGACUUCUUCGCCUCUCCCGCCCUUUCUCUCAGUCUCGCUGGAAUCUUUAGAGGUGCGAAUGCAGCAGGACCGGCCACUCUGGCAGCCGAGGUGGAGGAAGGGGAAGAAGGAAGCGGCGGAGGAGGAAGACGAGAAGAAACAGUUGAAAUUAGCAGCGAAAAUUCGGGGCCUGUAAGAUCAAGAUCAGAUGAUGAACUCGAAGGCGAAGAACACGACGAAGAAGAAGAUGGUGAUGACAAAAAUAAGAAGAAAAAGAGAAAAAAGUAUCAUAGACAUACUGUGGAGCAAAUUAGAGAAAUGGAAUCGCUUUUUAAAGAAUCACCACAUCCAGAUGAAAAGCAAAGACAACAAUUAAGCAAGCAACUUGGACUUGCUCCUAGACAAGUCAAGUUCUGGUUUCAGAAUCGUAGAACUCAAAUCAAGGCCAUACAAGAAAGACAUGAAAACUCGUUACUGAAAACAGAAAUGGAGAAACUAAGAGAUGAAAAUAAGGCAAUGAGAGUGACCAUCAACAGAGCUUGCUGCUCUAAUUGUGGCACUGCUACUACUAGCAGAGAUUCCUCCUUAACAACUGAUCAAGAACAACAAUUACGUAUCGAAAAUGCUAAACUCAAAUCCGAGAUAGAGAAACUUAAAGCUGCACUAGGGAAAUACCCACCGGGUGCAUGCACGGCUAGUAAUGAACAAGAGAUCAUCAACAGAAGCUCACUAGAUUUUUACACUGGAAUUUUUGGACUCGAGACGUCAAGAAUCAUGGAAAUUGUGAAUCAAGCAACGGAAGAACUUAAUAAAAUGGCUACUACUGAAGAACCAUUAUGGAUUCGGAGCGUCGAGACUGGUCGCCAAAUCCUAAAUUACGACGAGUAUAUGAAGGAGUUUAAUGUUGAAAAUUCAAGAAACGGAACACCAAAAUUAUCCAUUGAAGCAUCUAAAGAAACUGGAGUUGUGUUUGUUGAUCUUCCAAGACUUGUCCAAAGUUUCAUGGAUGUGAAUCAAUGGAAAGAGAUGUUCCCAUGCUUAAUCUCAAAGGCAGCUACAGUUGAUGUAAUCUGCAAUGGAGAAGGUCCUAGUAAAGAUGGAGCAGUACAAUUGAUGUUUGCAGAGGUACAGAUGCUUACACCAAUGGUGGCCACAAGAGAAGUAUAUUUUGUCAGAUUCUGCAAGCAACUUUGUGCUGAGAAAUGGGCAAUUGUUGAUGUUUCUGUGGAAAAAGUUGAAGAUAAUAUUGAUGCUUCAUUGGUUAAAUGUAGAAAACGCCCUUCUGGUAUCAUAAUUGAAGACAAAUCAAAUGGCCAUUGCAAGGUAACAUGGGUUGAGCAUUUGGAAUGGCAGAAGAGCACAGUUCAUACAUUGUAUCGUACCAUUGUUAAUAGUGGCUUAGCUUUUGGCGCAAGGCACUGGAUAGCAACACUGCAGCUCCAAUGCGAACGUAUUGUUUUCUUCAUGGCAACCAAUGUCCCUACAAAAGAUUCAACAGGUGUUGCAACACUGGCUGGGAGGAAAAGUAUUUUGAAACUGGCACAGAGAAUGACAUGGAACUUUUGCCGGGCGAUUGGUGGGUCGAGCUACCAUACAUGGAACAAAGUCACCGGCAAAACAGGAGAGGACAUUAGGGUUUCUUCUAGGAAGAACUUAAAUGAUCCUGGUGAACCUCUUGGAAUAAUCUUGUGUGUUGUUUCUUCUGUAUGGUUGCCUGUUUCUCCUCAUGUUCUAUUCCAUUUCUUGCGCGAUGAUACACGGCGAAACGAGUGGGAUAUCAUGUCAAAUGGAGGUCAAGUUCAAUCCUUUGCAAAUUUAGCCAAAGGACAAGAUCGAGGCAAUGCAGUAUCCAUUCAAAAAAUAAAUUCGAACGAGAAUAGUAUCUGGAUGCUGCAAGAUUGCUGCACAAACGCUUACGAAUCCAUGGUAGUCUAUGCUCCUGUCGAUAUUAACGGAAUGCAAUCUGUGAUUGCCGGCUGUGAUUCAAGCAGCAUAGCUAUAUUACCUUCAGGAUUUUCGAUUCUUCCCGACGGACUCGAGUCGAGGCCCCUGGUAAUCACUUCCAGACACGACGAGAAGAGCUUAGAAGGAGGAUCUUUAUUGACAGUGGCAUUCCAAAUCCUGACAAGUUCAUCCCCGACAGCUAAAGUAACCAUGGAAGCUGUCGAGUCUGUUAACACACUCAUAUCGUGCACAUUGCGAAGUAUUAAGACAAGCUUGCAAUGUGAAGAUGGUUAAGGACUCUUAGCUUCUCUUAGUUAGGUUGACACUAUUUUAUUGUAAGAGAUAUAGUUUUCUAGAUUUUAUGUCUGUUUUAUUUCCCAACACAUUCUACAUAUUGAAGAGGGAAACGGGGAAUUAAAAUUUGUCAAAUGCCAUUUUCUUAUAAUUUCAA
This is a messenger RNA of Mercurialis annua (annual mercury), 2622 nucleotides long. Its product is annotated as homeobox-leucine zipper protein GLABRA 2. Gene Ontology annotation, biological process: regulation of DNA-templated transcription. The record is from RefSeq and is a predicted model, not a curated record. Gene Ontology annotation, molecular function: lipid binding; DNA binding; DNA-binding transcription factor activity, RNA polymerase II-specific. Lineage: Eukaryota; Viridiplantae; Streptophyta; Magnoliopsida; Malpighiales; Euphorbiaceae. The transcript is spliced from 11 exons. The coding region runs from base 204 to 2465 and encodes 753 amino acids.